This is a messenger RNA of Quercus lobata, 549 nucleotides long. RefSeq lists its product as uncharacterized. Bases 1 to 549 code for a protein of 182 amino acids. The record is from RefSeq and is a predicted model, not a curated record. The transcript has a single exon. NCBI's taxonomy places the organism in Eukaryota, Viridiplantae, Streptophyta, Magnoliopsida, Fagales, Fagaceae.
AUGCAGAUCAAGGAUGAUCCUUCCUUGAAGUGGUCGGAGAAAAUGAGGGUAGAUCCCAAUAAGCGCAAUAGGAACAAGUAUUGUCGCUUCCAUAGGGAUCAUGGUCAUGAUACAGACGAGUGUUUCGAUUUAAAGCAGCAAAUUGAAAAUCUCAUAAGGCUAGGGAAGUUGAGAAAUUUCCUUGGACGAGACCAUAGGGACGAGAAAAUGAAAGGGAGGAUGGAAGAAUCAUCACGACCACCGCUCGGAGAAAUAAGAGUCAUUAUAGGGGGAAGUUCAACAGGCCAGUCAUCCAAGUCCAAGAAAGCAUACUUGAAGGUAGUGCAGAGCAUCCAGCUUUCUGGACGGUCACCGAGAGCAAGGUCCACGGACGAACCAGCGAUCACCUUCACGGAUGAAGACGCUGCAAGAAUUCAUCACCCCCAUGAUGAUGCUCUCGUCAUCACCUUACUGAUUGCUGACUACACAACUAGAAGAGUGCUUAUGGACAACGGAAGCUCGGCGGACAUUUUGUAUUAUCCAGCUUUUCAGCAAAUGAGGUUAGGAUGA